AUAAGGGCUCCUCACUCUCCCUGCAUAGAGAGAGCAACAGAGGACGAGAUAAAGGAGAUAGAGUGUCAUACAGAACAGUGAGCUACCACAGACAGAGAGAGAGAGAGAGAGACCUGUGGAAGAUUGAAAAAAAAGAAACAGAAGUAAAGAAUUGCUGGGGAAGGCUGAAGAUGGUUUGUGUGUCGUGGCUGUUGACCGUGAUGGCAGUGGUGUGUGUGUGCAGCCCCAGGGUCUGGGGUCAGUGCUGGGACCGCCCCUACUGCAAAGAUGUCAGCUCACUGGACAAAAUACUGGAGUGUGUUCACCUGUGCAGGUCUGACGUCCAGACCCAGUCCCCAGAGCCCAGCUCGGGCGAGCAGCAGUCCACGGAAGAGAGCUUCUCCCUGGGCAUCCUGCUGGCUGCCCUGGCCUCUGGCGAGAUGACCCUGGAACCCGAGCCUCAGUCACGCGGUGAGGAGAGGCGCUCCUACUCCAUGGAGCACUUCCGCUGGGGAAAGCCCGCCGGCCGCAAACGCCGACCCAUCAAGGUCUUGGCUCUGGAGGGGGGUGAUUCCUCCGAGGGCUUCCCUCUGGAGGCCCGUAGGCAGCUGAACGGCGUGGAGGACGGAGGGCAGGGGAGCCGUGGGAGGCCUAGCCCCAAGGCUCCCUCUCAGCUGGGGCUCCAGGCCAAGAAGGAUACCCCCUACCGGAUGGGUCACUUCCGCUGGGGAACCCCGCCAGCCGUCAAGCGCCACGGGAGCUUCGUGAUGCCCUGGGAGCAAUCCCAUGAGCCUCUGCUCUCGUUGUUGAAGAAUGUCAUCGUCAACGAAGAGCCAUAGUUGGAGGGAGGAUGGAACCAGGAUGGAUGGGGGCGAAGAAUGAGGGAGAGGAUGGGAUAUAUGAGAGGAGAGAGGCUACUAUUAUUGUGUAGAUCCUUGACUUAUGGAUAUACAUUUAAUAUAUAAGUCUAAGAUAACAAUAUUGUCUUAAAUAGAUUACGUUUGAAAGUAAAAAUAAACAAGGGUACUACGCUUUGGUCAAGUCUAACAUGUUUAAAAAAAAAAAAAACAUUAUUUUAAACAUGGGUAUCUUAGAGAACUUACUUACUUUGAUUGUUAUUGAUUAGAACAAUAACAUUCACACAGUCACAAGGUAGAGCUUUACGAAUAUAGCUCGUGCACCAGGAUUUAAAAGCCUUAGUCUGAAUGUUUGUUUGAACAUGUUAAUAAAAAUAUUUAUGAGACACUAAAGUGACCUUCUGAGUUUGUCACUGAAACCUAAUACUGUUACCAAUACUACAUAUUGUAGGAGAGGGAGAGAAACAGAAUAUUUCACAAUCAGAAAAAAAGAAAGAAAGACCAAAAGUUUUCAGAAUGUAUUAAAAAAAAAGCACUUUUCAAAUUAGGGUGAUAUACUUCCUCUUUAUUUUCCUUCAUACACUGUAAAAAAAAAAAAAAAAAAAACUAAGAAUAAUAA
Molecule: messenger RNA, 1455 nt
Organism: Osmerus eperlanus (European smelt)
Lineage: Eukaryota; Metazoa; Chordata; Actinopteri; Osmeriformes; Osmeridae
Product: pro-opiomelanocortin B-like
Exons: 4
Coding region: 171-818 (215 amino acids)
Biological process (GO): neuropeptide signaling pathway
Cellular component (GO): extracellular region
Molecular function (GO): neuropeptide hormone activity
Source: RefSeq, a predicted model, not a curated record